AUGCUCUGGGACGUCCUUUCGGCGGGAAAUCAAUCUCAAUCUCUGAACUAUGAAGUCUGGCUGAGCUGUAGGUUUCAGAAGGUUCCAUGUGCCAUGCCGAUCAUCCAUAAACUACUGGAGAAGAGCUCGGAUGCCGAGCUGGAGAAGGUCAGGGAGUCCACCGUCACGAGCUUUACCACCAUCGGUGUGGUGGCGGCACUGAUCCUGACCAUGGAGAAGACAGGGAAGACGGUUGAGCAGGAUGCAUCCAAGUGGAUCGACUGUAGCCGGGUGCCCUGCAACGAGAUCCAUGUGACACUUAGCUGGCUCUCCCUUAUCGGCUGCGCCCAUGCCGUGAUGUACACGACGUGUGUUCUGGUGUGGAUGGCUGUGGUGCCAGAAGCAGCCACCAGAGAUUUCUUCCAAACAUUUCCGAAUGUCAUGGUGCGUGCCACUCAGUCGAUGAUGAUGGGCUCGAUCUGUUGGGCCUUUGAUGCCCUGUGGCUUACCAUCAUAAAGCAUGGCUCAUUGCUCAUGUUGUUCCUCGCCGUCCCUGGCUUCGUCCUCUUCUUCCACUUGAUGUGGUCCUUUGUGCAGAUGAGAGAGUUUGCCUGGCACUGGCCCAAAGCUGGCUAUCGCCCGCUGGAGACGGAGCCCUCGGCAGAUGAUGCAAGGACUGGGAGUCUGGUGCAAUGA
Molecule: messenger RNA, 675 nt
Organism: Symbiodinium necroappetens
Lineage: Eukaryota; Dinophyceae; Suessiales; Symbiodiniaceae
Source: the annotation of a GenBank genome assembly